AUGCCCAGCAUCGCCGUCCUCGGCGGCCUCCUAACGGACUACAUCAUCCCACUCCCGCGCCUGCCGAAAUUAGGAGAAUCGCUCGACGCCGCGCCGGGGCAGGCCGUGCUGGAAGUCCCCGGCGGCAAAGGCGGGAAUGUGUGUGUUGCGGCGGUGAGGGUUUCGCGUGUGCGACCUGAUCGGAGGAGGGAUGAGAUGAAAGGAAGAGGAGGAGGAGGAGGAGAAGAAGAAGAAGAAGAAGAAGAAGAAGAAGUGAGGGUCUACAUGAACGGCGCCGUGGGCGAUGACGAAGCCGGCAAACGGUUGAAGAGCGGUUUACAAGCCGAAGGGGUGCACGUGGACGGGGUGCAGGAGCUCGCCGGCGCGAAGAGUGGGGUUUGCGUCGUGCUGGUGGAGGAGGGCAGUAGUGGGGAGAGCGGGAAUGUGGGUGUGCCCGGGGCGAAUGCGCGGUAUCGCCUCCCUGGCAAAGAGGAGGGGGUACGGGGUCUGGUGGGAGGGGCGGCGGAGACACCGCCAGAUCUGCUCGUCAUGAAUCUCGCGCAGAUUUCACGGGACGAAGUCGUGUUGCCGGUAUUGGGAAUGGCGCGGCGGGCCGGGGUGGAUGUGUUUCUGAAUGCGUCGCCGGCGGAGCACUUGGUGGGGAUUCCGGCGUGGUGGCGGGGGGUCAAGAGUUUGGUGGUGAAUGAGCACGAGGCGGUGGUGUUGUGUGGGGUGGCAGAGGUGCGGAGUGUGGCGGGAAGGCGGGCGGUGUGGGAGGCGUUUCUGGGCGAUGACGACGAUGGGGCGGAGAGUGUGGUGCUUACGCUGGGGAAGGAAGGGGCGUAUUUUGCGGAGAAGGGGGGAGGGGGACGGGAAGGGUUUGUGGCAGGUGUGAAGGCGGAGAGGGUCGUGGAUACUACCGGGGCUGGGUGAGUUUGGAUGGAACAUGCUCUCAUACAUAUAUAUAUAUAUAUAUAUAUAUGGGGGAGACUUUUUGGUGCUGACGGGGAUUUUCUACUCCUAGGGACUGUUUUCUCGGAGCCUACGCGGUGGAAUACGUACGACAGAAGCAGGCGGGAGGAUGGGAUAUCGCCGCAGCAGUGCGGUUUGCCUGCAAAGCUGCCGCGAAAUCCGUGGAGAGGAUGGGAUGCCAGGCCGGACUACCUUACGCGGAUGAGAUUGUCUGA
This is a messenger RNA of Lecanosticta acicola, 1166 nucleotides long. The record is from the annotation of a GenBank genome assembly. NCBI's taxonomy places the organism in Eukaryota, Fungi, Ascomycota, Dothideomycetes, Mycosphaerellales, Mycosphaerellaceae.